ACACACCAUUCCUGUCACAAUUAGUCACAGAGAUGCGCGUGGACAUGGCCUAAUUUUAAAAACGGUCUUUAUUGUGGCUCGUGCUGCUGUGGAGUAUGUCGUUUCUGUGUAAACAACCGGAGUAAGAGGAUCUCGUCUGGUGCUGUAUUCCCGUCAGAGCCCGUCACAUCCAGCUACAACCCAGAUUAGUAUCUGUGUCGCCCACCAUGUAUGGCUGCAGCCGCCCUCCAGGCUGGGCACGAGCUGUCUCGCGUCUUGUUUACGUUUGAAGAAGAGCUUGAAGAGUGUAACACAGGAGACACGGAUAUUUCAUUUUGUUACUGUAACCUCUACAAGACAGUACAGAUACAGAAGUCUCCCUCCAGUUUGACACAAUGGAUAUGUAUGCUGUACCCAACCCUGGGAUACCAGGCUGCCCAGCAGGGCUAGAAUACCUCACUCAGGUGGAUCAGUUACUCAUCAAACAGAAAGUUGAGAUUGUUGAAGCCCUUGUUGGUUUCGAGAGUAACAACAAAUAUGAAGUGCGUAACAGCAUGGGCCAGAAUGUAUUCUACGCCGUCGAGGAAAAUGACUGCCUGAGCCGGCAGUGUUGUGGUCCGAUGCGCUCCUUCACCAUUCACGUCCUAGAUAAUUUUGGACAAGAAGUCAUUACAGUCACAAGGCCGCUUAAGUGCAUGUCCUGCUUCUUCCCUUGUUGUCUACAAGAGUUGGAGAUUCAGUCUCCCCCUGGUAACACAGUGGGAUAUGUUAAACAACAGUGGCACCCGUUCUCCCCUAAAUUCAUCAUAGCAAACGAACACAGGGAGCCUGUGCUGAAGAUCCAUGGGCCCUUCUGUGGAUGGAGCUGCCUUCCAGAUGUUGACUUUGAGAUUUUGACGCUGGAUGAAGUCAGCAAAAUUGGGAAAAUCAGCAAGCAAUGGACAGGACUUCUUCGGGAAGCAUUCACAGAUACAGACAACUUUGGGAUCCAGUUCCCCAUGGAUCUGGAUGUGAGAAUGAAGGCUGUAAUGAUUGGUGCCUGUUUUCUAAUUGAUUUCAUGUUCUUCGAGACUACUAACUAGGAACCAAGCAGGAUGUACAAGUGAGCGUACAACAUUCCUGGAAGAACAAGGCCACAAAGCCAUAAUGAUCAGUCUCAAAUGCCCAAACAUAAAACAACCUUUAAACAGAUAGUUCAACGAAAGUA
This is a messenger RNA of Notolabrus celidotus (New Zealand spotty), 1186 nucleotides long. Its product is annotated as phospholipid scramblase 2. NCBI's taxonomy places the organism in Eukaryota, Metazoa, Chordata, Actinopteri, Labriformes, Labridae. Bases 375 to 1061 code for a protein of 228 amino acids. The transcript has 7 exons. The record is from RefSeq and is a predicted model, not a curated record. Gene Ontology annotation, molecular function: phospholipid scramblase activity. Gene Ontology annotation, biological process: plasma membrane phospholipid scrambling. Gene Ontology annotation, cellular component: plasma membrane.